Messenger RNA from Knipowitschia caucasica, 1956 nucleotides. The record is from the annotation of a GenBank genome assembly. Lineage: Eukaryota; Metazoa; Chordata; Actinopteri; Gobiiformes; Gobiidae.
AUGGUGUGUACUCUUGGCGUGACUGUAGUCUCCCCUCUUUACGCCACAGUCUGCUCUCCACACACGCGCUACGCUGCUGUCAGUGCGCGUCUCCAAAUGGAUCUAAAAUCAGAGCUUCUCAAAUCCAUCUGGUACGCCUUUACGUCGCUGGACGUUGAGAAGUGUGGAAAAGUGUCAAAGUCACAACUUAAGGUCCUUUCUCACAACCUGUACACAGUCCUGAACAUCCCCCAUGACCCUGUGACCCUGGAGGAACACUUUCAGGACGACGAUGAUGGACCCGUGUCUAAUCAUGGCUAUAUGCCCUAUCUCAACAAAUAUAUCCUAGACAAGGUCAUAGAGGGAAACUUUGAUAAAGAAAAGUUUGAUGACCUCUGCUGGAUGAUGACAAUGAAAAAGAACUUGAGAGGUGUUUUUGAUGGUGCACUUCUAUCCCAGAAAGACUGCUUCAAGCUUUUCUGUUUAUUCAAUCUAUUAUCAGAGGAUCGGUACCCACUUGUCAUGAUCCCUGAUGAGAUAGAAUAUCUAUUGAAGAAGAUUUCCACUGGAAUGAAUCAGGAGUGGGAUGGGAAGUUCUUGGAAGAUUUGUUGUGCGAGGACAUGACUGUGCUGGAUGAGGGCAUGUCGGUGUGGGCCUUCCUGGAGCACAUGAGCGCAGGGCGACUGCUCAAAGUGACCAGUGUGGAGGCCUUUAGUCUGGCUUUGCAUGAGGUGUUUUUGGAAAUGUACCACAAUGUCCUUAAGCGGGGUUACAUGUGGAAAAAGGGACACGUUCGAAGGAACUGGACUGAGCGUUGGUUUGUGCUGCAGCCUUCUUCCAUGGCAUAUUUUGUCAGCGAGGACUUGAAAGAUAAAAGAGGCGAAAUUCUUCUAGACAAGAGCUGUUUAGUUGAGAGCAUUGCAGACAAAGAGGGAAAACGCUGCUUGUUUUGUGUUAAAACCCGCAAUAAAACAUAUGAGAUGAGCGCAUCUGACCAGAAACAGAAAGUUGAAUGGACUCAAGCUGUACAGACUGCUCUGCGCCUCCAGAGUGAGAGGAAGGCCUCUCUUCACUAUGAACUGAAGCUGAAGAGGAGAAUACAGAGAGAACACAGCCAAAGAGAGCGGAGCCGCAGCAGCCGCAGCAGCUGCAGUAGCAGAAGCAGCCAGUCAGACGACUCCAAUAUACAAGACAUUGAAAAGAUAGAAAAAGACAGACAUGAAAUGGAAAUAGAGAGCAUCAUAAAGCAUGCCCGUGAAUUGGAAACCAGACGAAGAGAAGCUGAGGAAAAAGAGAAAAAGAAACAGAGAGAGGUGCAGAUGGAGUUGGAGAGACAAUUGAAGGAAGCAGAGAUGCUCAGAGAUAGCCUGCAGGCGGAGAUGCAGGAAAAAGAAAAGGAGGCUGAGCAACAGAAUAAAAGGAUCCUAGAGUUGGAGAUAAUACAGCAGCAACUGGAGGGAGCCCUCAACAUGGAAAUCCAGGCACGGCUGGAGGAAGAGGGAGCCAGACAAGACCUCCAGAAGCUGUUGCUGGAAGAGGAAGAAAAAAGAAAGCAGUUUAACCUCCUUCACCAAAGGGCCUUGAAAAGUCUCAGCCCCAUACAGGAGGACGUGGAAAACAUGAUGGAGCAGGUUACGCCUUCAGUCCUUCACUCUGCCUCUAAAGAAUUACAGGAUAUUCAGGAGAGUCGCCAAAGAAGCCAUCAGCACCUUGAGGAAGUACAAGAGAAGCUUAGGAAUGCAAGUCAUCAUGUACGGCAUUGGAACGUACAACUUAAUCGUCUCAUGACCCCAAUCACACCCGGAGGACGUUUGGAGCACCGACCUCCCUCAAAGCUUCUGUGUCCAAAAAAGGAGGGAGCUUUAGCCAGCAAUGAAUUUAUCAGCAAAUUUAAAAUUCAAGGCCAAAUCAUUGACUCAGAAAGUCUGGAGAAAAAGAUGAGUGCUGCUAACUUGUCUGAUAGCCUUGAAACAUGA